Messenger RNA from Parastagonospora nodorum SN15, 594 nucleotides. RefSeq lists its product as hypothetical. The record is from RefSeq and is a predicted model, not a curated record. The coding region runs from base 1 to 594 and encodes 197 amino acids. Lineage: Eukaryota; Fungi; Ascomycota; Dothideomycetes; Pleosporales; Phaeosphaeriaceae. The transcript has 5 exons.
AUGCGUGUCGCAAUUACUCUCGCAGCGCUGACAUCAGUCGCAUCGAGCAUCAUCCUCCCCCGUCAAGAGUCGAAUGAUACAAGCAGUGCGCCAGUCGUUGUUGCAUCACAGUACGAUGGGACAUGUUUUUAUCCUGUCCCCGACGCAAAAUUUGACCUUGAAUCGUAUCUCGGGACAUGGUACCAGGUCGCCGGCACGCCUUUCGGCCCUACCGCAGGAGCGAGAUGUAUUUCCGGCAAUUACGCUCUCAAUGAUAAUGGCACAAUCAGAGUUGUGAAUACUGCGACGCGAGGAAAUGCCUCACGCAGUAUUGUGGGUACUGCCACCGCCGUAGAUUCGGCGUACGGCGCCGGCGGCGCUUUUGUGGUCAGCUUUCCUGGAGCGUCGAGGCCUGAGUGCCCGGGACCAAAUUACAUUGUGCAAGAUUACGCGAUCGAUUGGGCGAUUGUGCAAACACAUAGAUGGAAAACAUUGUACAUUCUCAGCAGAGAGCGAAACCCACCUGCUGCAAAAAUCGACGCUUGGAUCAAGCGCGCGGUAGCUUUCGGGUCAAACGCUACGACUAUAUCGAAAUUUGACCAAGCUGGUUGUUAG